This is a messenger RNA of Panicum hallii, 579 nucleotides long. Its product is annotated as prostatic spermine-binding protein-like. The coding region runs from base 1 to 579 and encodes 192 amino acids. NCBI's taxonomy places the organism in Eukaryota, Viridiplantae, Streptophyta, Magnoliopsida, Poales, Poaceae. The record is from RefSeq and is a predicted model, not a curated record. The transcript has 2 exons.
AUGCCUUGGGAGGGGGACUUCUCCUCCUUGGAGGAAGGAGUCGAUGCCCCAUCAACCGAGGAGGACUCGGUGGCAGGAGGCUUCCUGCUUGGCGGGUCGUCGGAGGACGAUGACGAUGAUGACGACGAAGAGACCGAAGACAGCAGCAGCUUCAGCAGCGACAACAGCGGAGACGAUGGUGGCAGCAACGACGACAGCAACGAUGACACCAGCAACGCCAGCGUGGCUCUUCCGAUCAAGCGCCGCAAAGUCUCAGAGGAUGAUGAGUCCCUGACCGAUGACGAGGACCUCCAGAUCCUCCUUCAUGGGGAUCUGGACGAAGGUGACGAAUAUUCUUGGGAUGACGACUUCUUCUCUUCCUCAGAAGAAGAUGCCAAGGACACUUCCACUGACGAUGACUCGGCAGCAGGAGGGUUCCUGCGCGGUGGAUCGUCGACUUUAGAAGAUGACGGGGACGCCAGCGACGACGCCGGCCAUAGCAGCGGUGAUGGAGGCAACAACAGCAGCAACGGCGGCAGUGAUAGUGGCCGCGAUGAUGACACCAGCGCGUCCCCCCAUACAAGCGCCGCAAGUCCUUAG